This is a messenger RNA of Galleria mellonella (greater wax moth), 1632 nucleotides long. RefSeq names its product methylenetetrahydrofolate reductase. The transcript is spliced from 3 exons. The record is from RefSeq and is a predicted model, not a curated record. The coding region runs from base 161 to 970 and encodes 269 amino acids. Gene Ontology annotation, cellular component: cytosol. NCBI's taxonomy places the organism in Eukaryota, Metazoa, Arthropoda, Insecta, Lepidoptera, Pyralidae. Gene Ontology annotation, biological process: tetrahydrofolate interconversion. Gene Ontology annotation, molecular function: methylenetetrahydrofolate reductase [NAD(P)H] activity; FAD binding.
UAUAUUGGUUUAUAAAAUUACUUGAACAUACUGAAGUGGACAUACGUAAGUGUUGUUGUGUUGACAUUCAAAACGCCAAUAUUUUAAGAAGUUGACUAUACUAAUAUAAAGUACAAAAUAAUUAUAUUUCAUUAUAUAGGUAUCUAUUUAGUUUCGGAUUAUGGCAAAGAUAAUAGAUAUUAUAAAAAGGAAUAAACAAUUUUCGUUUUCCUUCGAGGUGACUCCCGACAUAUCGGAGGAAGAGAUAGAUAAUUUGAGAGUCGAUCCUUCUUUCUUUUCGAUCACAUGGCACGCAAAAACUCAUCAAAACAAAGAUUUAGACAUAGCUCCUUUGAAGAUAGCUAAGUUUUUAAGGAGCAAAGAGAAAGAAGUCCUACUGCAUUUAUCCUGCGAUUUUAUGAAACGGAAUUUUUUAUUUCGAGUAUUGUUACUACUUCAAGAGAUAAAUAUUCGUAAUUUAUUCAUUAUUCUGGGAGAAGGUUUUGAUCCAGAGACGUCGGAUUUUAAAGACAGUUCAGAAUUAAUAAAAUGUAUAAGAGAUCAUUCUGGGCCCUACUUUUGUAUAGGAGUUGCUGGACUGCCUGAUUGUAACGACGACAAGCUCAUAGCACUGAAACGAAAGAUAAACCUGGGCGCUGAUUUCGUUUUGACCCAAGCAUUUUUUGAAGCGAAUAUUUAUAAAACUUUCGUGCACAGAUGUAAAAAAAUUGACAUCAAUGUACCAAUUAUACCUGGUAUAUUUUACUUCGAGACUUACACACAAUUAUCGGGUUUUAUAAAUAUGUGUCAGAUCAAGGUGUCGGAUAAUAUAUUAGAAUAUGUUAAAAAUGAUCAAUCAAAUAAAAUAACUGGUGGAGAUAUUAUAAAACAAUUAAUACGCGAUAUAAAUGAUGAAAAAAUUUAUCACGUCCAUUUUUUCACUAUGAACAAGUUACGCGUUAUUUCUGAUUUUGUAAAUAAACUGUACUAAAAUACCUACAACUGUAUAUUGUAGGUAUUUUAGUAUAAUUUAUUCACAAAAUUAUUGGAUAAGUUGAUGAUCACAUAUGUAUAUCUUAUGAACACAUAUAUAUUUUAUGAAGUGUAAUUAUUUAAGAUUUAUUGCUUUAGAACUUCGAAGAUAAGGGGGGAAGGGGAGGGAAAAUGUUUUUCUCAUAUUUUCUGCAUAAAUCUCAUAUUUUCGAUCAUGACUAAAAGAGUACGCAGCAUAAAAAUAAAUAAAAAAAACAGUUUUAAAGCGCUUUCAAAAAUUAGAAUUAAGAUUUUAAAUAUUAGUAAAGUAUAUUUUAGACCCCGAUAGUCGGAUAUAGAGCGACGAGGGAGUCACCUUUAAAAUUUUCGUAAAAUUUACCAUGAUUUAUUAAAAAAAAACCUAAGAUGAUAUAUAUAGUAACCGUAUACUUAAUAUAACGUAUUACGUACUAGCAGACUAGCAAUGUAAUCACAAAAACGAGAUGAACAUUUAAUUACAUUUAUUUGCAUGAAAUGUAAAUGUGGGCUUGGAACAGUAUUGCACCAUUCACAUUCUAUCGUUACACGUUAUGUAAAUCGUAUCGAUUAUGUGUACAAUUGUAAAUCGAAACUCCAAACUUUCAAUUUUAUUUAACAAAUAAAAAUUUUAAAAGUCUAUAA